Messenger RNA from Solanum verrucosum, 565 nucleotides. Its product is annotated as peroxynitrite isomerase Rv2717c. Lineage: Eukaryota; Viridiplantae; Streptophyta; Magnoliopsida; Solanales; Solanaceae. The record is from RefSeq and is a predicted model, not a curated record. The transcript is spliced from 4 exons. Bases 53 to 547 code for a protein of 164 amino acids.
AUAGUCUUCAAAGUGAGCUGAAAAAGGAGAAAAAAAAAAAGCAAUCGGAAAAAUGGCCGCCGGCACGGCAAAUCUAUCGGAAAAAAUGGUGCAUCCGGCAGUAAAACCUUUAUCUGACCUGCUUGGUACUUGGAAAGGUGAAGGUGAAGGCUUUUUCCCUACAAUUUCUUCCUUCAAUUACUCCGAAGAACUCCAAUUUACUCACUCUCCAAACAAGCCUGUGAUAGCUUAUUCUCAAAAGACAUGGAACUUGAAAUCUGGACAACCUAUGCAUUCUGAGAGCGGAUACUGGAGACCUAAACCCGAUGGGACCAUUGAAGUCGUCAUUGCUCAGAGCACUGGUCUUGUUGAAGUCCAGAAAGGAACAUAUGACAUGAAAGAGGGAGUUGUGAAGCUUAAAAGUGAACUGGUUGGCAAUGCUUCCAAGGUCAAGGAGAUAACUCGAGUUUUUAAAGUGGAGAAUUGUGAACUAUCAUAUGUUGUGGAGAUGGCCACCAGUCUAACUGAUCUUCAGCCUCAUCUCAGAGCCUCUCUUAAGAAGCUCUAGGCUGUCAGCUCAUGACCG